Molecule: messenger RNA, 4139 nt
Organism: Melanotaenia boesemani (Boeseman's rainbowfish)
Lineage: Eukaryota; Metazoa; Chordata; Actinopteri; Atheriniformes; Melanotaeniidae
Product: transmembrane protein 184B-like
Exons: 12
Coding region: 731-2095 (454 amino acids)
Biological process (GO): transport
Molecular function (GO): transporter activity
Source: RefSeq, a predicted model, not a curated record
GCUGCGGUUGACACAGCGCGGCUGAUGUGGGGGACGCAACGCUACGUGUUUCAUCGUUAGAAUGAAAAUGUCCAGAAAACGCUGUAAUUAAGCGUAAAGCCACACAAAGGAGCCUGUUUUGUUACCUCUUAUAGGGACAAUGAAAACAACCACUGGACGAGGAAAGUUUGCUAACACAGGCUAACGUUGGCUGCGCUCCUAACAGUUGAGGUUUGGCUCAGCUGUCGACACUUCCCAGCUUUUAUACAGGGGGAGGUUUCCGGGGUCCAGACUGUUAUGCAGUGAUUGUAAACGUGGCGGAUUAUCGAUUGAAUGGUUGCUUUUUACCUAGUAACUUUUUGUAGAUUUGCAUUCAGCUUAAAGAUAAUGAGCUAAAUACACGCUUGGAUUGGAACCAGCGCAGGGCAAACAACUGCAGAGAUGAGUCAGCUUUGGUGGCGAGAAAAACGCCUGUCAGAGAGGUUGGGGAACGAUUCUCCCAAUGGCCUCCCUCCAGGUUCUCCAGCCACUUUGGCCCCACAAACCAAUUCCUCUUGGGCCCCCGAAACCCCUCUGGUCACACCAGAAGAGCCAUUUUUCCUCAUGACCUCCACUGCCCAGGCUAUAUCAGGGUUUUUUGUCUGGACAGCACUACUGAUCACAUGUCACCAGAUCUACAUGCACCUACGUUACUACAGCUCUCCAAAUGAGCAGCGGCACAUAGUCAGGAUCCUCUUCAUAGUCCCCAUCUAUGCCUUCGACUCCUGGCUCAGCCUUCUAUUCUUUACCAAUGAGGAGUAUUACGUGUACUUCGACACGGUUCGAGACUGCUAUGAAGAUGAGUCAGCUUUGGUGGCGAGAAAAACGCCUGUCAGAGAGGUUGGGGAACGAUUCUCCCAAUGGCCUCCCUCCAGGUUCUCCAGCCACUUUGGCCCCACAAACCAAUUCCUCUUGGGCCCCCGAAACCCCUCUGGUCACACCAGAAGAGCCAUUUUUCCUCAUGACCUCCACUGCCCAGGCUAUAUCAGGGUUUUUUGUCUGGACAGCACUACUGAUCACAUGUCACCAGAUCUACAUGCACCUACGUUACUACAGCUCUCCAAAUGAGCAGCGGCACAUAGUCAGGAUCCUCUUCAUAGUCCCCAUCUAUGCCUUCGACUCCUGGCUCAGCCUUCUAUUCUUUACCAAUGAGGAGUAUUACGUGUACUUCGACACGGUUCGAGACUGCUAUGAAGCCUUUGUCAUCUACAACUUCCUGAGUCUGUGUUACGAGUAUCUGGGAGGAGAGAGUGCCAUCAUGGCCGAGAUCAGAGGCAAACCUAUUGAGUCAAGCUGCAUGUAUGGAACCUGUUGUCUGUGGGGAAAGACCUACUCUAUUGGAUUCCUCAGGUUUUGCAAACAGGCAACCCUCCAGUUCUGUGUGGUGAAACCUCUGAUGGCAGUGAUCACCGUCAUUCUUCAGGCCUUUGGCAAAUACAAAGAUGGAGACUUUAACGUGGCUAGUGGCUACCUGUAUGUCACUAUUAUCUACAACAUCUCUGUCAGCCUGUCGCUUUACGCACUCUUCCUCUUCUACUUCGCUACGCGUGAACUGCUGGUCCCUUACAACCCUGUACUCAAGUUCUUCAUGGUCAAGUCGGUCAUCUUUCUCUCUUUCUGGCAGGGGAUGCUGCUGGCCAUUCUGGAGAAAUGUGGAGCCAUUCCUCAGAUCAGCUCAGCCAACUUCUCUGUGGGUGAAGGAACGGUUGCCGCCGGCUACCAAAACUUCAUCAUCUGCAUUGAGAUGUUCUUUGCCGCCAUUGCUUUGCGCCAUGCCUUCACUUAUAAGGUGUACAUGGACAAAAGGCUGGACUCGUAUGGCUCGUUUCCUAUCUAUGGACAAUACGGUCGCUGCGCCCCAAUGAAGAGUAUCUCCAGCAGCUUGAAGGAGACCAUGAAUCCAGGGGACAUGGUUCAAGAUGCCAUCCAUAACUUCUCCCCAGCUUAUCAGCAGUACACCCAGCAGUCCACACUGGAGCGAAGCGGGGGGCCGGCCCUGUCCCGCAGCCACAGUAACCUCAGCACCCGUGGAGACAACGAAAAGACCCUCCUGCUGAGCUCUGACGACGAGUUCUGAGACUGAAACCCACUCUGGGGUUCACACAAGUCCUGUUGCCCUUACUAAAUUAUUAUGAAGCCAUGUGAGAUGAAUCAGAUAAUUUUGUUUCAGUUUUCAUUUUAGAUAGCAAUGGAAGCUCAGAUCUGUCAGAUUUAUGAAAUGGGUGGGAUGUCACACGCAACAACAGAAGUAAGAUGUUUUUAUGAGUUUAAGGGAAAAGAGUGCUGCAGCAAGAAAAGAAUGGAUAGAAAGAGAUUUUAGAAAUAAAGUUAACAAGCAGUGAGGUUAUGAACACCAUGCUGUUCUAUGUGCAGUUGUGGUUCUAGGCUGUUACAGACAGAAAUAUUAUAUCUUGAUCCACUAGCUGAAAAUGGGUCAGUACAAAUGACCAUGCCUGCCAAUAGCAGCUCUAAGUAGUGCACUUUAUAAGAUACGACAAAAAAGUUGUCACAUAAAUACCAGAAAAAAAAAACGAGUUUGAUUUUCAUCUAAAGUAAAUGGCUUCAAACAUUGCCAAAAAUAAAGCAGAACCUAGUGCUUUACUCUGCCUUCAAGUUUAGAAUUGCUUUAUAGUCAAGCAAAGGUGAUGAAUCUUUAAACUGCUGGAUUUCAUUCUGAUACAAAUAAUUAUUUUAUAUUUAAGGUUGUAUUACCUGGAACUCAUUUAAAAUUAGUUUGUUGGAAUAUUAAUCUAGAAAUGUUAUAAAUAUAUUGUGUAUUUUCUCAAUAUUGUGGGUUUUGCUUGAUGAAGUGACUCAAAAGUGUCAUGUAGAGUAUUGUUUGUGGAGCACUGAGAGAACAGCUGUACAAGAGUCCUUUUUUUUUUUUGCGUGGGCGGAGAGUCUAGCAGAAGGAUCGCGCCCACGCAGAUUACAGAUUACUGAAGAGGCGACGCUUCCUGCGUAGCUGACCCAGCUGUGAUAUGCUGUGCACUGUAAUCUGAUAAUUAAUUGUCUUUGGUGCAGCGUAGUUCAGGCCUGCCUCUGCUGGUACUGCUUGUAAUGACAUUAAUGCUGUAGCAGUAAAAGGGGAGGACGUUAAUCAUUACAGACAGAAAAGGCUGUGCAAAGAUGUGUUUGUGCAGACAAGGCUUUAAAUCAGAUUGGAUUUAUUUUCUAAAUAUAUAUUAUUUAUGCACACGAAGAAUUAGACUCUGUACUUGAAUAUAUGGGCAUGGUAAAGUUGCAAAAUGUGUACAGGGAUGUGCAAAAGCAGUGGUUUGCUGAAGAAUAGCAGAGGCUGCUAGUUUUUAUCCCCUUUCUUCAGAAGUUGAUAUAACUGUUUAAUUUAAUUCUUCAUAUGAAUUCAUGUUUCUUAUGCCUUUUUCUUGUGGCCAGUAUAUAACUGGCUUAUGGUUGUAAUUCAAAGUAAAUUAUUUAAUGAUGGAGUAAAGCAGUAUGCUGACAGGUAACAUUAAGCUCAUCGCUGCCUCUGAAUGUGCAUUUCCAGACAGAUUUUACAGACUGCCUCCAGUUAGUAACUGUAUGUAAAAACAUGACAUGAUUUUACAUUUUCUGUAAGAAAUGAAUGUAGAAUAAACAGAAAAAUGAACAAAUUUGUGUCUACCAUGUCCAUAAGACAAUAGUAUUUGGUAGGCAGAAAAUUUAGUUUGAUGCGGUGAUUGCUAAACAAAAUCUCCCUUCCAGCCAUCUCAUGCUUGAAUAACAAAUGCACCCUUUGUGUGUUUUUCUGUUAAACUUAAGUUCAAUUCAGGGUCAAGUGCAUUUUGUUUUAUUACUGUAUAUUCAGUUAGUGUUAGUGAAAAAUCAAAACUCAUAACUCUAAAUUGAGGCCCCUGCCUACAGCAUAUCUGGCUGAGGCAUUUUGAUUUAAAUAUCGGUUGUGAUAUCAUGUGUAAAGUCAGUCACAUGAAGAGUGGUGUAAAUAGUCAAAGCACUGUGAAAUAUUUAAAGUGAGGACUGUAAUGGCAUUUCUUGGUAUAGUGCUUUGUUUUUAAUACUCUUGAUUAUUUUAAUUUUAUAUGUGCCCCUUUUUCUUUUCUUUUUGUAUACUUUUUAUGUAUAUUGGUAAUAUGUUUGGAUUCUGAAUCAUUUCAGUUGAU